UCAUUUCUGUUGCCGCUACAUUGCUAGGUGUUUAUUCAAAGCACUUGUUUUAUAGCGGUUAAGUGAAAGGAAAAGGCUUUGUUGCAGACAAGAGAAGAUACUACUGUUCAAUUUCUGACUUUGAGAUCAAUUGUUGCUGCAGCUUGCAUAGAAGAUUUCAUUGCAACAUCUUUCUUUCACUCGGCUGACUCGGUCUGUUUUAUUGGGCCAAUUUUGAUGCCCAUUACCAUGAAAUGGAGUCUCAAGCCCCACCUCCCAAAUUUGCCCGUCUUUCAAACUCUAGGACUAGGCUUGCAAGUGGUUGGAACGUGGAGAGAAAUAGGCGCGAUGGUGAAUCUGGGUCACCUCCAAUUGGGCUAGGGCUUGAACUUGGACGCGGUGGGUCUAGUCAAAGACCAAUAAUCAGCUGCAAAAAACCUUAUGGGUUCACCGUUCUUCAACUGCAGGAGCUACAACUGCAGUCUCUUAUCUAUACGUAUAUCCAAGCUGGAUUUCCUGUACCUUACCACCUUGUUUUACCUAUAUGGAGAAGUGUUGCUACUUCCCUUGGUGGUCUCAGUUCAAGGUUGUACCAACUCUACCCUAGUCUUAUGGGGUGCAACCCAUUAUACUUGGCAUAUAAGAAUGGAAUGGACCCUGAACCAGGGAGAUGUAGGAGAACAGAUGGAAAGAAAUGGAGGUGUAGCAAAGAGGCUCUCCCAUAUCAAAAGUACUGUGACAGGCACAUACACAGAGGACGCCAGCGUUCAAGAAAGCUUGAGGAAUCUGCUUCCCAUGGUAAUUCCAGCACAGACCUCUCCAUUUCCCUCCCUGCUGGAAUCAGUGGUGCUAGCGCCUAGUAGUGGUCAUCUCCUUCCAAGAUGUCGUUUCUCUCCAAAGAGUGUUUUUCAUGGAGACACGCAAGGAAAAAUGAAAUAAUUGUCGUUUAGUUUUGUCUUAAUUAUCAAAAUUACUCGUGUUAAUAAUUCGUUUAACGCUAUAUAAAUUGCAAAAAUGGCUGAAUUAAAGUUAA
Molecule: messenger RNA, 1012 nt
Organism: Populus trichocarpa (black cottonwood)
Lineage: Eukaryota; Viridiplantae; Streptophyta; Magnoliopsida; Malpighiales; Salicaceae
Product: growth-regulating factor 10
Exons: 3
Coding region: 234-839 (201 amino acids)
Biological process (GO): DNA-templated transcription; developmental process; regulation of DNA-templated transcription
Cellular component (GO): nucleus
Molecular function (GO): ATP binding
Source: RefSeq, a predicted model, not a curated record